GACAAAGACCGCGUUUCUGUGGUCCAGUACGGUAGAGAUCAAGAAGUUAAUUUCUAUCUGAACACAUACACCACGAAGGGCGACAUUCUUGACAUCGUCAGAGGUCUGAGGCACAGAGGAGGUAGACCCCUCAACACUGGGGCAGCCCUCCAGUAUGUAAGGGACAACGUCUUUACUGCCUCCUCAGGAAGCAGAAGCCAAGAUGGUGUCCCUCAGAUGCUGAUACUGCUGAGUGGCGGGAGGUCCAAUGAUAAUGUUGAUAUACCAGUUUCUGCCCUCAAAGAGAGUGGGGUCUUGAUCUUUGGCAUUGGAAACAGAAAUUCUAGCAAAGAGGUUCAAAGGAUUGCCUCUGACCCCAGUUAUUCCCAGUCUGUUUCUGAAUUCUCUGAUCUCCCCAGCGUCCAGGAUAAGUUUUUCUCCUCACUCAUUACUGUACACGUUGGCGCAACACCCAUUUCCCCAACAGUCAUAGUGGACCUAAGCGUCGCCAGAAAGGAUGUAUUAUUCUUGCUGGAUGGUUCUGAUGGCACUAGGAAUGGCUUCCCAGAAAUGCGUGACUUUGUUCAAAGAGUAGUGGAGAAACUCACUGUAGGGGAGAACAGAGAUCGAGUCUCUGUGGUACAGUAUAGCAGAGAACCAGAGGUCCACUUCUAUCUGAACACUUACACAAGAAAAGAAGAGGUUGUUGACACCGUAAGAGGGCUGAAGCACAAAGGAGGGAGACCCCUCAACACUGGAGCAGCUCUCCAGUAUGUCAGGGACUACGUCUUUACUGCCUCCUCUGGAAGUAGGCGCCUUGAAAGUGUUCCACAGAUUCUGAUACUGCUAAAUGGGGGAAGGUCCUAUGACAAUGUAGAUAAACCCUCUUCUGCUCUCAAGGAGCUUGGUGUCUUGGUGUUUGGAAUUGGAACAAGUAGCUCUGAUAGCAGAGAGUUACAGAAGAUAUCCUAUGACCCCAGUUAUGCUCUCUCCGUGUCUGAAUUUACUGACCUUCGCAACAUCCAACAGCAGCUUCUUUCUGCCAUGAACACUGCCAUUAUACAGGACACAACCAUGACACCAACACUAAUACCAACAAUACUAGUUGAGAGUCAGGCUCCCAGGAGGGAUGUUGUGUUCUUGCUGGAUGGAUCUGAUGGCACUAGGAGUGGAUUCCCAGCCAUGCGUGACUUUGUUCAAAGAGUGGUGGAGACACUCAGUGUGGAUGAGAACAAAGAUCGCGUUGCGGUGGUCCAGUACAGUAGAGAUCCAGCCGCCCAAUUCUAUCUGAACACAUACAACAAAGGAGAGAUUCUCAACACUGUAAGAGGUCUGAGACACAAAGGCGGGAGACCUCUCAACACUGGAGCAGCUCUCCAGUACGUGAGGGACAAUGUCUUUACUGCCUCCUCCGGAAGCAGACGCUUGGAAGGCGUUCCACAGCUACUGAUUCUGUUGAGUGGUGGAAGGUCCGUUGACAAUGUUGACACGCCAGCCUCUGCUCUGAAGGAGCUUGGGGUUUUGGUCUUUGGAAUUGGAACAAGGAGCUCUGAUAGCAGAGAAUUGCAGAGGAUAUCACAUGAUCCCAGUUACGCUCUGUCUGUCUCAGACUUUACUGACCUUCCGAGCAUCCAGCAGCAACUUCUGUCCUCGGUGGAGGCAGUGGUUAUUGAUGUUACUCCAGAAUCACCAACAGUUUUAGUUGAUCAUGACACCGCCAGAAAGGAUGUGGUAUUCCUUCUGGAUGGUUCUGAUGGCACAAGGAAUGGAUUCCCAGCAAUGCGUGAUUUUGUUCAGAGAGUAGUAGAGAAACUCAAUGUGGGAGGAGACAAAGACCGCGUUUCUGUGGUCCAGUACGGUAGAGAUCAAGAAGUUAAUUUCUAUCUGAACACAUACACCACGAAGGGCGACAUUCUUGACAUCGUCAGAGGUCUGAGGCACAGAGGAGGUAGACCCCUCAACACUGGGGCAGCCCUCCAGUAUGUAAGGGACAACGUCUUUACUGCCUCCUCAGGAAGCAGAAGCCAAGAUGGUGUCCCUCAGAUGCUGAUACUGCUGAGUGGCGGGAGGUCCAAUGAUAAUGUUGAUAUACCAGUUUCUGCCCUCAAAGAGAGUGGGGUCUUGAUCUUUGGCAUUGGAAACAGAAAUUCUAGCAAAGAGGUUCAAAGGAUUGCCUCUGACCCCAGUUAUUCCCAGUCUGUUUCUGAAUUCUCUGAUCUCCCCAGCAUCCAGGAUAAGUUUUUCUCCUCACUCAUUACUGUACACGUUGGCGCAACAUCCAUUUCCCCAACAGUCAUAGUGGACCUAAGCGUCGCCAGAAAGGAUGUAGUAUUCUUGCUGGAUGGUUCUGAUGGCACUAGGAAUGGCUUCCCAGAAAUGCGUGACUUUGUUCAAAGAGUAGUGGAGAAACUCACUGUAGGGGAGAACAGAGAUCGAGUCUCUGUGGUACAGUAUAGCAGAGAACCAGAGGUCCACUUCUAUCUGAACACUUACACAAGAAAAGAAGAGGUUGUUGACACCGUAAGAGGGCUGAAGCACAAAGGAGGGAGACCCCUCAACACUGGAGCAGCUCUCCAGUAUGUCAGGGACUACGUCUUUACUGCCUCCUCAGGAAGCAGAAGCCAAGAUGGUGUCCCUCAGAUGCUGAUACUGCUGAGUGGCGGGAGGUCCAAUGAUAAUGUUGAUACACCAGCCUCUGCUCUGAAAAAAAUGGGAGUUAUGAUAUUCAGUGUUGGAUCUCGAGCCUCAGACAUUAAUGAGUUACAACGCAUUUCCUUUGAUCCAAGUUAUGCUCUUUCAGUGUCUGAGUUCAGUGAUCUUCCAAACAUCCAAGAGCAGCUACUCACAAGAGUUGAAACUUUCAAUAUUAGUCUUAUUGGAGAAACUAUGAUGGGACAUAGAGAUGUUGUAUUUCUUCUGGAUGGUUCUGAUGGCACAAGGAAUGGAUUCCCAGCAAUGCGUGAUUUUGUACUCAAAGUAGUGGAGAAUCUCAAUGUCGAAGGAAACAAAGACCGCAUUUCCGUGGUUCAGUAUAGUAGAAAUCAAGAGGUACAUUUCUAUCUGAACACAUACACCAAAAAGGAGGACAUUCUUGACAGCAUAAGACAUCUGAGGCACAAAGGUGGUAGACCCCUCAAAACAGGGGCAGCACUCCAGUUCGUUAAAGACCACAUCUUUAAAGACACCUCUGGAAGCAGACGUUAUGAAGGUGUCCCUCAGAUAUUGAUUUUGCUGAGUGGUGGACAGUCAAAUGACGCUGUUAGCCAAGCUGCCUUUGAUAUGAAAGGUCAAGGAAUUCAGAGUGUUGGCAUUGCCAUCAGACAGGCCGACACUAGAGAAAUGCAGUCAAUUACAUCUGAUCCACAGCUCAUCCUUGUGGCACGAGACUUUUCAGGUCUGUCAGCAAUGCAUCUGGAGCUCUUAUCAUCAAUUGCUCAGGUUUCCAGUCCUGGUUUGAUAGUGGAAUCGCGGAUUGGACAACGUGAUGUUGUGUUCCUCGUCGACGGCUCAGACAGGAGUCGGAGUGGGUUUCCUGCUAUGCGAGACUUUGUACGAAGAGUUGUGGAAAACCUUGACGUUGCCGAAGACAGAGACAGAGUAGCAGUGAUCCAGUUCAGCAGUGACGCUGUAGUGUACUUCUACUUGAGUUCCUUUUCAUCCAAGGACACUGUCAUCAGCAAGAUACGAUCAUUAAGACAUAAGGGAGGAAAAUCACGCAACACUGAGACAGCUCUACAGUAUGUUAAGGACAAUGUCUUUAGCACCAUCUCUGGAAGCCGACAUCUUGAAGGUGUUCCACAAGUACUGAUACUGCUCACAGGAGGACCCUCCAGCGAUAGUGCUAGGCAGCCGGCUUCAACACUUAAAGAUCUUGGCAUUUUGAGCUUUAGUAUUGGCACAGACUCAGUUGGUCUUCCCACCACUGCUCAUGAUUUUGUUUUUCCAAUCAAUGACUUUGGAGAGCUUCCAGACAUCUUAUUAGAUGUACUGUUCACUUUAAAGCAUACCACUCGUAUUGGUAAGUAACCUUAUUUUUCUAAGUGUCACUUGUCUAUUCUCUUCAUAUUGGAAAGACAAUUUGGUGACAUCCAAAGAACUAUGGAAUAAUCGAAAGUUAGUCAAUGAGUUAAUUUGAAAAUAAAACAUGAGUCGUUAUGCAAAACACAGCCUAUAUUUAUUGUAAUUUCUAGCUCAACCUGAAGAAACCACCAAGAAGGAUGUUGUUUUCUUGUUUGAUGGAUCUGAUGACAUUAUAAAUGAGUUCCCAGUUAUACAAGACUUUAUACUGAGAGCUGUUGAGAAGCUCAAUGUGAAUGAGAACAAAGACAGAAUUUCUGUGGUCCAGUACAGCAAGGAUGCCAUGGUCAAUUUCUAUUUCAACACUUAUGCAUCCAAAAACAAGGUUAUACAUGCAAUCAGAGGCAUCACACUUAAAGGAGGGAGACCCCUUAACACUGGAGCAGCUCUUCAGUAUGUCAGGGACAAUGUCUUUACCUCUUCCUCUGGCAGCAGGCACAUGGAGGGUGUUCCACAAAUACUAAUUUUGAUUAGUGGUGGGAAGUCUAGUGAUAGUGUUGAACCCUCAGCGAUCGCGCUAAAGCGUAUUGGUGUGGUCCCUGUCAGUAUUGGCCUUAAAAAUGCUGACUAUAGGGAGAUGCAGUCAAUCUCAAAUUCCCCUAACGAAACAUUUUCUGUCCGUGACAUGCGGAACCUCCAAAACAUCCAGACAGAGCUCUUUUUUGCUUUGUCAAGACUUGUCAAAGCCAGGUAUCCUGAUCCUACCAUAUUCAUUAGCUCGGGAGGUAAGACACUUAGAAGCAAAGUCCUUCAGCUGAAGUGUUCAAUCAUUGUUUGCAAAAGGAUAUUGAACAUUGUUUUAAAAAAUACUUUUGAAAUGUAUUAGCCCACCUACUACAAACGGAGCAGUGGUUUAUUAAAAAUGUUUGUUCUCC
Molecule: messenger RNA, 4931 nt
Organism: Oncorhynchus nerka (sockeye salmon)
Lineage: Eukaryota; Metazoa; Chordata; Actinopteri; Salmoniformes; Salmonidae
Product: collagen alpha-3(VI) chain-like
Source: RefSeq, a predicted model, not a curated record